Daphnia pulex (common water flea) is the source of this 1202-nucleotide messenger RNA. RefSeq lists its product as uncharacterized. Lineage: Eukaryota; Metazoa; Arthropoda; Branchiopoda; Diplostraca; Daphniidae. The record is from RefSeq and is a predicted model, not a curated record. The transcript has 3 exons. The coding region runs from base 190 to 1041 and encodes 283 amino acids.
UUUCAAGUCCUCUGCGCAUAGAAAGUGUAUUAUUUUUUAGUGAGUGUUAGGAUUAUUUUAAUUUUGAUAAAUCAUGAGCCGUUGGUUCAGUAAGCUAUUUUUAGUAGUUGUCCUUACUGCGUUGGGAAAGCCAGAAAGUGAAGCGGAAGACAAUGCAGACGGUCUCCAAACAAUUGAAGGUUCAGCUGGAUGGGAUUCGACGGAAUGUCAACAGUUGCAGGAUCGUCUCGAAGCCUUGGAAUCGGCCGUGAAGAGCAUCGUGUCAGCCUUGGCAAGUCAGAAGAACGAAAUAUUCGCACCGAUAACUGCAAUUCUGGAGCAGAAUGCAGCCCUGCGUGUUAUUCUAUCGUCACCUCUAGUAUCCCAAGGCGCGUUACUGAAAAUUCAACAAUUCAUCCUGAUUUUAGCUACAACACGACUAUCAACACAAACAGUAAUUCUAAUUAUUAUGAAGAAGAGCCCAAUCUUUCUGGGAAUAUUAACGCCUCGUUAAGCAGAAACAAAUCUAUUGAAAUAGAAUGGACCCCACUAUUCCCCGAAUGUAUCGCAUACAAUUCCGGUGUCUGGAUUCGAGUCUUUGAAUCCGACACUCCUUCGUCAGCAGAGACGUACUUGUCCAUCCCAAGGAAAUGCUUGACCGAGAAAUACAACUCCAUCUUCUCUUUUGUCAUACACUCGCCCACGAAAUCUGACGACCCGAAGGAAAGCGAUUGCCACUUCGAGCUAACGAAUGUUCUGAUCGAGUGUCGGUCUUACAAGAUUGAACUUAUUCCGAAUUAUGAGUCACUCAAGGGGAGACCACUUACCACCGAAAUUGUUACUCCUUCCACAAAUGGCAACUCAAUCGAUAUGAAAUCGCUGUUAAGCGUUGCCACUAGUUCGAGUUCGUUGUCUUUAAAUUGGAAAGACAAUUCCGGUUGCGCAACUCAACUGACAUCCUUUAAUUUAAAGACUUUCCUUGAUGGAAAAGUGAAUGCUACAGAAGAAGUUGAACCCGCACUUGAAGUUUCCCCGCACUUGUCUGGACCAACAGAGGAAUGAAAAGAAUCUGUUCUCACUUACUUUAUCUGCCGAUCACACAUGCCCGGUGAAAUGGACGUCGUUGGACGCUUGUAGGAAGUACGCAUUUGAAAUGAAAUCAGAGUAUUCCAAGACUUGGAGUAGCGCGCCACAUUUUUGGGAGACAUUCACGUCCCAACAAG